CACUAAUCUACGAAGAUAAGACGGCACAGGAUCCCUAAACACUAGUACGCCGAACGAACUCCGGAGUUUCUCACUAGAGAGCAACGUCGACGAGUAAUAAUAACGGUAAUCAGUAAUGACGCCAAAAAGAAGUGGACCGCGACGAGAUAACGCUUUACGCGAUCAGUCAUAGCGCUACCGAGGUUCUCGGGAGCAAUUCGCCGAGUUUUCUCGAUUUCGCAAUGGCUUUCGCUGGAUAUGGCUUCAUAUGAUUUUUCUUCCUUUCCUUCUCUCUUUCGGUGGAACGUAUUGGCAGGUUUGACAAUCGGUAGCCUGCUCGGGAGGUCAUAGAAGCGGUCAAUCGUUUUAUCCCAUAUACAUACACCCAUCCUCCUCAAGGCAGAUAGAACUUGAGUCGAGCCUCGCAACUCCUACCUACCAGAUAAUAUCAAACCUCUAAUCCACCGACACACCGCCCCAAAAACCACCAUGGCGCAACCCAGCCAACCCACCCCAGCACAACUCGCCGACGUCAAGAACGCCAUCCGCGCCCUCCUCCACCAACCCUCCUACGACGACGGCUCCGCCGGCCCCGUCCUCGUGCGUCUCGCCUGGCACGCAUCCGGAACCUACGACGCGGCAUCUGACACAGGGGGCUCCCAAGGCGCGGGCAUGCGCUGGGAAGCCGAGGGCGGCGACCCCGCGAACGCCGGGCUACAGCACGCGCGCGCCUUCCUCGAGCCGGUGAAGCAGCGGUUCCCGUGGCUCACGUACGCGGACCUGUGGACGCUCGCGGCGGUUGUCGCGAUCGCGGAGAUGGGCGGGCCGGAGAUAGAGUGGAAGGGCGGACGAUCGGAUUUUGAGAACGAGAGGGAUGAGAGGGUUCCUCCGCGGGGACGGUUGCCGGAUGGGGCGCGGGGCGCAGGGCACUUGAGGGAUGUGUUUUACAGGAUGGGGUUUGGGGAUAGGGAGAUUGUGGCGUUGAGCGGGGCGCAUAAUUUGGGGAGGUGUCAUGGGGAUAGGAGUGGGUUUGAGGGGAAGUGGGUUAAUAACCCGACGAGGUUCUCGAAUCAGUAUUUUAGACUGCUGCUUGCGAAUGAGAGGGAGUGGAGGAGGAAGACGCUUGGGAAUGGGGUUGUGCAGUUUGUGUAUGAGGAGGCGGAGGAGGAUGGGGAGGAGGAGGAGGGGGAGAAGAUGGAGGGGUUGAUGAUGUUGCCGACGGAUAUGUCGUUGUUGAGUGAUUCCGAGUUUCGCCCGUGGGUGGAACGGUAUGCGCGGGAUAAGGAGCUGUUCUUUGAUGAUUUCGCGAAGGUUUUUGCGAAGUUGUUGGAGUUGGGGAUUAAGCGGGAUGCUAAUGGUGUGGUUUUGACGAAGGAUAAUGCUAAGGAGGGGUAUAAGAGCGCGCCGAAGAAAAGUGAUACGGCUACGGCGGUGGGGAGUGAGAAGGAACUGAAAAGAAAGGAGGGCGCGAAGUUAUAGAUGACUAGGGGUUUAUAGAAGGUACUAUAUGUUGUCUAUAGAUUGGACGGCUAGAUGGUUAGACCAGUAUACCUAUGUAGAUAGAUGGUAGAUUACUAGAGUCCAUAGACGUAGAGUUAGUACGAUACCACGUAGAAUCCAUAGACUGAAAUAGACCGAAUCAUAAAGUCAACAAUUUGUCGUUGAUCAUAACUUCGUGUGCAUUAUUAGCUAAAGCCAUGUCGGCCUUACCAGCAAUUUGAUGAACUCAU
Messenger RNA from Annulohypoxylon maeteangense, 1709 nucleotides. Its product is annotated as heme peroxidase. The record is from RefSeq and is a predicted model, not a curated record. Bases 469 to 1458 code for a protein of 329 amino acids. Gene Ontology annotation, biological process: cellular response to oxidative stress; response to reactive oxygen species; hydrogen peroxide catabolic process. The transcript has a single exon. Gene Ontology annotation, molecular function: heme binding; peroxidase activity. NCBI's taxonomy places the organism in Eukaryota, Fungi, Ascomycota, Sordariomycetes, Xylariales, Hypoxylaceae.